Molecule: messenger RNA, 5827 nt
Organism: Heterocephalus glaber (naked mole-rat)
Lineage: Eukaryota; Metazoa; Chordata; Mammalia; Rodentia; Bathyergidae
Gene: Cep164
Product: centrosomal protein 164
Biological process (GO): cilium assembly
Cellular component (GO): ciliary transition fiber; centriole; centrosome
Molecular function (GO): protein binding
Source: RefSeq, a predicted model, not a curated record
CUAUUGGCUUCGGGUAGAGGCGGGACUCUCAGUUGCUAGGUUGAUAUCCGUCCGGAAGUGGUUUUUUGGCCGCUGCAGGGCAACACCCCGGCGUCCCUGGAAGCGGGGAGCCGGGGUGGUGCUGGGGAAGCGGCGCACAGUCCUCGCCCUGACUGAGCCUGUCUUGGUGGGAGACCGGUGUUCAAGCCCAGGCCCAGCAUGGCUGGACGACCCAUCCGCAUAGGAGACCAGCUGGUUCUGGAGGAAGAUUAUGAUGAGACCUACAUUCCCAGUGAGCAAGAAAUUCUUGAAUUUGCUCGAGAAAUUGGUAUUGAUCCCAUCAAGGAACCAGAACUGAUGUGGUUGGCACGGGAGGGCAUUGUGGCCCCACUGCCUAUGGAGUGGAAACCAUGCCAGGACAUCACAGGUGAUAUUUACUAUUUCAACUUUGCCAAUGGGCAGUCUACGUGGGACCAUCCAUGCGAUGAACACUAUCGGAAGUUGGUGGUUCAAGAGCGGGCAAAACUGUCAGCUCCUGGGGCCGUUAAGAAGAAAGACAAGAAAAAGAAAAAGGAAAAGAAAGACAAGAAGGACAAAGAGGCCUCCAAAAGUCCCCUGGCUCUGGGUUCCUCAUUAGCCCCGAUCCAUGUUCCUCUCAAGGGCCUGGCUCCUUUACGAGGCCUCGUGGAUGCCCAACCCUCUGCUCUUCGUGGAUCUCAAAAUGUGAGUCCAGGGAGCUCUGCAGAGUCUGUUCAGCUCGGGGAAUUCCCGCUGCCUCCACAGGAUCUCAAGACUUCUGCUUAUUCAAAGGGUCUCUUGGGCUCCAUCCAUGAGGACAAGAAUGCUGUCAGCCUCUUGGCUUUAGGGGAAGAGACCAAUGAGGAUGAGGAGGAGAGUGACAACCAGAGUGUCCAAAGCUCCAAUGAGUUUUUUAAGAACCUGCAUCUGGAUCUCGGGUCCCUGGGGGGGAACUUUGAAUAUGAGGAGUCUCCAAGAACAAGCCAGCCAGUGGAGAAGGACAUUUCACUUGAUUCAGAUAUUGCCAGCCCCACUACUCCUGGAAAGCUCCUCAGACAAGGCACGGACAGUAGUCUGAGCAGUGCUGAUGGCAAGGGACCGCAGGACAGAAGAUCAAGUCCUUGGCUCCCAGGAAAAGAAGAGAAUGAGAAGAGUGAUCCUGCAGCUUUCACAUGUCGGGUGACCCCUGGGGUGGACCCUGGGGUUGGUCAGCUUGCCAAGGGCUCUAAAAAGGGCUCUAAAGAGGACCUGAUAGAUGUAAGAGAGGAAGAUUCCAUGACAGAAGAAGCAGCAAAAGAGCUAAAGAGGGAAGCUUCUACUGCAAAAGAGAGCAGAUCAGAUGCCAGUGAAGAUUUGGAGAUUAGUGAAUGUAAGAAGGAACCACAGCUCUCAGACUCCAUGGCUUCUGACCCCAAGUCCUUCCUUGGCCUGGACUUUGGUUUUCACAGCCGGGUCACAGAGGACCUGCUAGAUGGUGAUAUGCUUUCCCCAGUCCUGGAUGGAGUCCACUGGGAGGCUCAGGGGUUAGGAAGAGGAGACCAGGAUGGCAGCCAGUCCAGCCGAGCAGAGCUCCAGAGCAAGCAGUCCAAAGGCUCAGAGAGGUUGUCUCCUCCACUUCUACAUGGGGAGCGGCCCCAGAGUCCCCUUCAUAGUCAGGUCACUGAAGAAGGGCCUCCAAAGACCCCUGAGUGGAUGGAAGCAGGGGAGCCUGAGGAGGACUCCGUAACCAGCCCCAUCCUGCUGGUGUCCCUCCAGAGGGACCAGGCCCCAAGCCCAGCAGCUGCCCACAAGAGGGGCCAGUCCAAGGAUCUGGGCCCUGGGCAGGAAGAGACCGAGGAGCCCAAGGAGAGGGUGGCAGUCAGUGCCAUCCCACCAGUCUCUCCAGAGGUGCCAUCCACAGAACCUUCAGGUCCCACAAAACAGUUCGCAGAGCCUGCACUAAAGGUCAUGGAAGAGGCAGUGGCGCAGGAACUUGAAAAAGACCGGAAGCAGCUGCUGGAAUUGCAGCAAGAGAAGAUGCAGCAGCUGCGGGAAAAGCUGUGGCAAGAGGAGGAAGAGGAGAUGCUCCAGCUUCACCAGAGAAAGGAGAAGUCCCUUAGUUCCCUGAAGGAGCAGCUGGAGAAAGCCACUGAGGAGGAGGAAGCUCGGAUGAAAGAGGAGGAGGGUCAGAGGCUCUCCUGGCUCCGAGCCCAGGUCCAGUCUAGUGCAGAAGCAGAUGAGGAGCGAAUCAGAGCCGAGCAGGAGGUAUCCCUGCAGAGGCUAAGAGAAGAGUUUGAGGCCCUACAAAAGGCUGAGAGGGCCAGCUUGGAACAGAAAAGCAGGUGGACGCUUGAACAACUCAGGGAAGAGCUAGAGGCUUCGGAGGAGACAGCACGGGCUGCCUUGAAGACCGAGAAGGAAGAGGCUUUGUGGCAACUGAGGGAGCAGCUGGAAGGGGAGAGGAAAGAAGCAGUGGCAGCGCUGGAGAAGGAGCACAGUGCUGAGCUGGAGAGGCUCUGUUCCUCACUGAAGGCCAAGCACAGGGAGGUGGUCUCCAGCCUCCAGAAGAAGAUAGAGGAAGCUGAGCAGAAAGAGGCAGCCCAGCUUCAAGAAAACCUUGUGUGGGCAGAGCAGAGAGCACACCAGAAGGCUCACCAGGUGAUUGAGUAUGAGCAGGAGCUCAGCAGCCUCCUGCGAGAGAAGCGCCAGGAGGUGGAAAGGGAGCAUGAGAGAAAGCUGGACAAGAUGAAGGAAGAGCACUGGCAAGCCAUGACUGAGGCCCGAGAGCGGUAUGAAGCCGAGGAGAGGAAGCAGCGGGCUGACCUUCUGGGGCACCUGACUGCAGAGCUGGAGCGGCUUCAGAGAGCCCAUGAGCGAGAACUGGAGAUUGUGAGGCAGGAGCAGGAGCAGCAGCUCCAGCACCUGCAGCACCGGCACCGGGACCAGGAAAGGAAACUCCAAGACUUAGAGGUGGAACUUGAAACCAGAACUAAAGAUAUCAAGGCCAGAAUGGCUCAGCUAGAUAUCCAGGAGGAGACUGUGUGGAAGGAGAAGCAGCAGCUGCUUGAUGUACAGAGGCAGGUUGCUCUGGAGAGUGAGGAAGCUACAGCCACCCAUCAGCACCUGGAAGAGGCAAAGAAGGAGCACACCCACAUGGUGGAGUCGAAGUGGCAGCUCCGAAGGACUCUGGAUGAGCUCCAGGCCCGCAAGGUGGAGCUGGAGUCCGAAGUGGAUCUGCUGCAGGCGCAGAGUCAGAGGCUGCAGAGACGCAUCAGCAGCCUGGAGGCUGAAGCUCAGAGGAAACAGAACAUUUUAAAAGAGCUGGCGGUUCAGGAAAACAAUUCGUCCACACAUUUUGAGCCGGAUAUCCACAUUGAGGACCUGAAGAAAUCAUUUGGGACAACCCAAACCCAAGAGAUAGCCUCCCGUUUCUCCCAGAGCAAGGAGGAGACCAUCUUGUCCGCAGACAGCAUGCAGCACUACCUCUCUGUCGAAGGGAUGGCUGUCCGUAGUGCCAAGGAGUUCCUGGUGCGGCAGACACGCUCCAUGAGGAAGCGGCAGACAGCUCUGAAAGUUGCCCAGCAGCACUGGCGCCAUGAGCUGGCCAGUGCCCAGGAGGAAGCUGAUGACCCACUGGGCAGCACGGUCCUAGAAGAUGUGCGAAAGAACCUGGAGGAGGAAACCAGGCACUUGGAUGAGAUGAAGUCAGCCAUGCAGAAAGGCCACGACCUGCUGAAGAAGAAAGAGGAGAGGCUGAACCAGCUGGAGUCCUCUCUUCAGGAAGAGGCCUCAGAUGAGGACACUCUGAGAGGGGGCCCUGCCAAGAAGGUGGUGACCUUUGACCUCAGUGACACAGAAGACCUAAGCAGUGAAAGUUCCAUAUCCCACCCCUUGCCUUAUGUCAGUCCAACCCCAAGUCCCGGCUUCCCCAACAAGAUCCAUUACCUGAGCAGCUCCCUGCAGCGGAUCAGCAGCGAGCUGAAUGGUGUCCUCAGCGUGCUGGGCAGCCUCAGCACUCAGCCACCGCUGCCGCUCUUUACCUCCUCGCCAUCCUCUAAGAGCUCCUCCAUCCCUGUCUACUCCUCCCUGAACAAGGUCUCAGCCUCAUCCCCUGUGGCGUCCAUGUCUACCCAGUGGGCCUGGGACCCGGGGCUGGGCCCCAGGCUCUCCUCUGCUGUGGCUCAAACAGUGGAUGACUUCCUGCUAGAGAAGUGGCGCAAGUAUUUUCCCUCUGGCAUCCCCUUACUCAGCAGCUGCCCUGCCCCCGUGGAGAACAGGCUGGGCUAUACGUCUGCCAGUGAGCAGCUCCGCCUCCUGCAGCGGCCUCAUUCCCGAGUCCUGGAGGUGGGCAGCACCAGCAUCCAGGGCAUGAUGGAGGUCAACCGCAAGUGGCUAGACCGUUUCAAGAAUGACCCCAAAGUACCUCUCUUCUCUUCGGUGCCCAAGGCAACAGCCACUUCAAACCUGCUGCAGCUGGGCCUGGAUGAGAACAACAGACUGAAUGUGUAUCGCUUUUGAGCCCCAAGAUGGGCUUGGCAACUAGCUCCUCCCCAGACCAAGUGCCUGAGCAGCUGCCUGCACUUUAUUCCGACAGAGCACGUUCCUGUCCUCUGCUGCGCCCCACUCAGGACUUAGAGGAACCAUGAGGGUCUGGAGAUGGGUGGAAAGGCUGCGAUGAUGGAAAGAGUCAGCCACACUCUCUGUGACCGAGAACCUGAUGUCGGACUGCAGUGUAUGGACUUACAUGAGCUCAUUCAUGGACUUGGCAGCACUGAGGAGAUGUGGCCAUUGAGGAGCCUCAGGGAUAUGGGCACCUUUGGGAGGAAGGGUGGCAUUCAUAGAGUUGCCUUGUAGGCCAAAGGAAUCCCUCUGGAGUGGGAUUGGUCCUGGGGACCAUCAGGGCCCUGCUGGGCUUCACUCCCCAGGACAAAGCCUCCCAGUAUGUUUGUGCCCUGGGACCCGGCUCUUCUGGGCCAGCAUCUAUCUCUGAGACCUCAGCCUUACUGAGAUCACAUCCUUUCUUUUUUCUUCUUGAAUGUCUCCUCUCGGGGGUGUUCCACCUUUCCUUUUGAUUGUCUCAGGACUGGGCUCAGCUGUGCAGAGCCCGGCUGGAAGUUGGAGGCUGGCCCCAAGACAUUUGGCUUCUUCCCCUCUGCCAGCACUGUGCUUUCCUCAGGGCUGUUGGGAGCACCCUCCCCACCCUAACCCUCCCCUCCCCAGGGCUCCUCUCAGCUAGUAUCUCAGGUCUCUCGCCCACUUUUCCAGGAAGCCAGAAGCCACAGGAAAGGAUGGAUGGCUUCUGGCUCUCAUCACAGUUUUUCUCUUCCCGGAACACCUUGGGCGCAGUCAUGGGCCUGUUUCCAUCUACCUUUUCCACUUGCACCACCCCUGUCUGAUCCCAGAGCUUGGAAUGAGGGCUGGGGUAAUGCCUGGCAUUGGCAGGGAGUGGUGUUGUACUAGGUGGAGCUGCCACUCUGCUGGCACAGCUUCCUGAAGACCCACUGUCCUUAUGGGGCUGCAGGGAAUGUUCUCAGACAUGUUCUGUCUGUUGUUUCAACAAAAUGCCCCAUUUAAAAAAUCUUGAUAAUUAUGGGGUUGCCCCUGCUACCCCAACCCUUAGAAACCAACUCUCACCGUCCCACCACUCAUUUGUUUGCCAUAGAAAAAGACCUGAAGAUCUAGUGGCUUUUUUACUCUCUCUGAUAUUUUCUAGGCAGCACACAGAAAAAGUCUUUUGUUGUUUGGCUCAGUCUGUGUGCUUUGGGAAUAGCUCAUGUGAUACGACCAACUCUGGUGACAGUCCUGUUUUCUGCACCAAUUAAAUCUUUGCAGAUCCAUUUUCUACAAGGCA